UCUUUCCCGGUCCUGCCCUCGUGCGUCCGCCCGCCGCUCCUCAGCGACAGUCUUCUCCCUUAGGCACCGUGGAGCACGUCCUGGCGUUGCCGCUGGCCCGUGUGCUUCACGAGCUCGGGGCCGGACGCAGCCGAGCGGGGCAGCCGAUCAGGCCGGGAGUGGGUGCCGAGCUGCUGGUCGACGUGGGUCAGUGGCUGCACCGCGGUACACCCUGGCUCCGCGUACACCUGGACGGCCCCGCGCUCAGCGGCCAGCAGCGCCGCGCUCUACAGGGGGCGCUCGUGCUGUCGGACCGCGCACCCUUCAAGGCCGCUUCGCCCUUCGCUGAACUAGUCCUCCCCCCGACCAUCGCACAGCCCUAAAUCCGACCCCACCGUAGGCAGAGGCUUCAGGUCCAUGGUGCUACUGGCUCUAGGGCCCAAAGCUUGGCCCAGGCUCUCUCCGUUCAAACCUCGAGUCCUUCUCCGGAUCCCAGGAAGUGAAACUCUGUAUGUAAAGUCCCGACACUUGUCAGGGCAGGGCCAGCCCCAAGGCCCUGGCCUAAGAACUAGGCUGCUGAUCACUGCCCUGUUUGGGGCUGGACUGGGCUGGGCCUGGCUGACAGCAAGAGCUGAGAAGGAGCAGUGGCGCCAACAGCAGCGGACCGAGGCCCUGCGCCAGGCUGCUGUGGGUCAGGGUGACUUCAGCCUACUGGACCACCACGGCCAGCCUCGAUGCAAAGCUGACUUCCGAGGCCAGUGGGUCCUGAUGUACUUUGGCUUCACUCACUGCCCUGACAUCUGCCCCGAUGAGCUGGAGAAGCUGGUGAAGGUGGUACAGAAGCUAGAGGCAGAGCCUGAUCUGCCUCUGGUACAACCCGUCUUCAUCUCUGUGGACCCCGAGCGGGAUGACGUAGCAGCCAUGGCCCGGUAUGUGCAGGACUUCCACCCAAGGCUGCUGGGUCUGACUGGUUCUAAAGAACAGGUGGCCCAGGCUAGCCGCAACUACCGUGUGUACUACAGCGCUGGUCCCAAGGACGAGGACCAGGACUAUAUUGUGGACCACUCCAUUGCCAUCUACUUGCUCAACCCAGAUGGUCUCUUCACAGACUACUAUGGGCGGAGCAGGUCAGCAGAGCAGAUUGUAGAGAGUGUACGUCGGCACAUAGCUGCCUUCCGUAGCAUCCUGCCCUGAACUAUGCUACCUAAGCCCUGUCAAUAAAUGAAUGUACUUAAUCUG
This is a messenger RNA of Peromyscus leucopus (white-footed mouse), 1218 nucleotides long. It is a transcript of the gene Sco2, whose product is annotated as protein SCO2 homolog, mitochondrial. NCBI's taxonomy places the organism in Eukaryota, Metazoa, Chordata, Mammalia, Rodentia, Cricetidae. Gene Ontology annotation, molecular function: copper chaperone activity; copper ion binding. Bases 397 to 1173 code for a protein of 258 amino acids. The transcript has 3 exons. The record is from RefSeq and is a predicted model, not a curated record. Gene Ontology annotation, biological process: intracellular copper ion homeostasis; mitochondrial respiratory chain complex IV assembly. Gene Ontology annotation, cellular component: mitochondrial inner membrane.